Messenger RNA from Ilex paraguariensis (yerba mate), 216 nucleotides. The record is from the annotation of a GenBank genome assembly. NCBI's taxonomy places the organism in Eukaryota, Viridiplantae, Streptophyta, Magnoliopsida, Aquifoliales, Aquifoliaceae.
AUGGCGAAGUCAAAGCGUCGAAUAUUCUUGAUUGGUCCGCUGAAGUUUAAGCUGGAGAUGGAACAUAGGGCUAUUAAAGAGAGGCAGGGCCGCCAUGUCCCGACGCCGAUGUUUUCGGCCUACUGGUGUUGGAGCAAGAGGGAAAAGUCAAUGGGGGAUGGUAAGGUCUUGACAGGGAAAUGUCGGGCCUCUACAGAGAUGGAGACUCAGAUAUGA